Molecule: messenger RNA, 3166 nt
Organism: Patella vulgata (common limpet)
Lineage: Eukaryota; Metazoa; Mollusca; Gastropoda; Patellidae
Exons: 10
Coding region: 451-3099 (882 amino acids)
Biological process (GO): regulation of apoptotic process
Molecular function (GO): protein binding
Source: RefSeq, a predicted model, not a curated record
AGACAGAAAAGGAGUGAUAAAGAUGCUGAUGAAAAGGUUUCUAGAUGUCAGACAUGUGGAUGUGACUUCACGUGCCCAUGCACAUCUCCACCUCCAGAAGAAUUAUCCAGAUGUAAGUCAUGUGGGUGUGAGAUCACAUGUCCAUGCACGUCUCCACCUCCAGAAGAAUUAUCCAGAUGUCAGACAUGUGGGUGUGACAUCACGUGUCCAUGCACGUCUCCACCUCCAGAAGAAUUAUCCAGAUGUAAGACAUGUGGGCGUGAGAUCACGUGUCCAUGCACGUCUCCACUUCCAGAAGAAUUAUCUACAAAUCAACUUGAUAAUCAAAACACAGACCGGUCCACAACAGAAGUUGAUACUCACCAAGCAACAGUUGAUCAUCAGGAUGAUAAAACCACCACUAAUGAUAUUACAAAGAGAUUUAUUGAUUCUAUUGAGCCACUGCCUUUAAUGGAUUUACUGUAUUCAAAGGAAAUCCUCACAGAAACAGAAAUGGAGAUGGUUCGAACAAGGAUGAAUCUUAGGGGUAGAACGGCUGCAGCAGGUCAUCUAUGGGACAUAUUGUCCCAGAAAGGAGGAGAAGAUACAGGAUUGAAAUGGGUUUCAACUUUAAUUGAAUGUUUAAACCAUAACAAUAUAAAAUUAGGUAAACUGGCUGAAUAUAUCCAGUCAAAAUACAAAGAAUCAUCAGCGCCAUUAGAGGAAAUAAUAUAUGACCUCCGAAGGGUUAUCCCACAACCUGGAAGUCGACAGGAUAAUCUACAAGCUGAAGCAGAAACCCAUCUUCAUGUGACGGCUUCAGGAAAUUUUGUCAAAACACGUGCAUGCCGAGAAGGGGAGCAGAUACUCAGUAAACAUUUUAAACUGGGUAUUAUUGGAGCGGUUGGCGACGGCAAGACCAUAAUGUCGCGGAUGGUAUCCAACAACUUCUUGGAAGAAAACAAAGACUUUAUUCCUCUCAUAAUUAAACGCCCUGAUGAUAUGGACACCUUUUGGUGUUCAGAGAAAAACAAAUACUUAUUGAUAGUGGAUGAUUUGUUUGGUAUCUGGACAAGAACAAUGAAACAACAAAUACAAGAUUGGCCAAAACAUUUCGAAUUACUUUACCUGAAAAUAAAGCAGAAACAACUAGCUCUUGUUUAUACAAUGAGAAAUGAUAUCAGCCAGGAUUGUUAUCAUAUUCUGCGGGCAUAUGAAAUCUUUGCACACCAAACGCGAAUACAUCUGAAUGACAACCAUUUCCAGCUCAACAAAGAUGAAAAAAUUGAUAUUUUACGAUAUCAUUUCGGAGAUAAAAUUGAUCACGAACUGUACGAAAGGAUUAGCGCUGGCUCAGUGGAAGUCGGAUUCCCUUACUUAUCGCAUAUCUGCAGUACAUCAUGGAAACGACAUUUACCGUCGCUAGGAUUCCGAACAAGUCUAUUUGAGUUCUUACAUUCAGAGUUUGAAAUAUUCUGGAAAGAAGACAGAAUGAAGUAUUUAAGUCUACUUCUUGUCUUCAGUAAUCAGCCAUUGAUUGAAGACGAUCUUAGAGCUGGCGAUAUGACGGACCAGAUAGCACUACUUAAUGAUAUAGGUGACUGUUCCGGAAAGAUUCAUGAUGUUAUUGAUUCCUGUAAAUCACUUGUUGGUUGCUUUAUAAAAGAGGAUGCUGGACGCAUGUCCUUAACUGAUCCGGUGGUAAGAAGUUAUCUGCUUCAUCUCUCCAGCCGUUUUAUCGAUGUAGCCAUAAAACACUGUCCUUUGGACCUGCUUAUGGAUAUGGUGACUACGUUUGUACAUGAAACCAAAUAUCAUGUUCUGAUUAAACCUCGUUUUUUCACUCACCUGUGCUCAAGAUUUGUCCAUGAAUUGCAGAAAAAAAACCAUGACGUGUUAGUUCACCAAGCUUUUCUCGACACCCAAUUCUUAGCAGCUUUCAUGAAACAAGUCAAGUCCGAAUUACUUUUCAAUACCGAGUUAACAAUUAAUUUUACGAUCCACGAUUCCAAUGACAAGGGCCAUUUCCUUCACUAUUUAUGCAUGUUUGGUUGUGUGGAAAUCCUCCAAUUAAUUAUACAACAUUCCCAAAAAAGGGUUAUUAAACUAUUUGACAUCUGCACAAAAGAUGGAUUAGAUUUCUAUGAUCUGGCUGCUGCUUCAACAAUAGACCCCAUUGAGAAGAUAGAUUAUCUACGUAAUAAAAAACAUGGCAAAUUAUCCACUGCACCAGCAUUCCGAAUGGAUACUGAUAAGUUCUUUCUCACUGCUGUCGGAUCAAACAAUAUUGAGAUAGUACAACACUUAGCCAAAGCUAUAGAUAUCAAUUCAGUAGAGAGCUGUCUUCACCAUGCCUGUAAUUCGAUCUACGACAAUACCGAAAUAAUACAAUUUCUAGUCGAUAAAGGAGCCAAGGUUAAUUCCAAAAAUAGAGAUGGACGCACCCCAUUACACUUGGCUACCCAAAGGGGGAAGGCAGCUACAAUAUCCUGUCUUAUCAAACUUGGCGCCAGUGUCAAGUCUAUCGACAAAGACAACAGAUUACCUAUACAUGAAGCUGUUAGUUGUAAUGUGGGAAGAUUGGAUAUAAAUAAGCCUGGUAUUAUAAAACAGUUGGUGGAAGCCGGUUCCCCGGUUAACAGUACGGACAGUAAUGGUAGAACACCUUUGUCAGACGUAGAUGAACGUUGUGAACCUAGAUGUGUUGAUGUAUUAAAGAGUUACGAUGCUGAUCACAAACUAAAACUCCAAAGAAACAGACGACUGUUAAUUUCCGAGCUUGCUAAAUCCUGCAGAGACCUCACUGCAAGAUUACUUGAAAAGCGUGCUGUGCAAGAAUUUGAAAUGAAGAAAAUUCAACAGGUUAGCGAUGUGGGCGACUCAGAGACAGGUAUAUCGAGGUUGAUAGAUGUCCUUUGCACAAAGGAAGAAGGUGUGUUUAAGGAAUUUGUUGGGUGCUUGAGAGAAAUGGGAUUAAAUAAAGUAGUGGAUGGGCUAUUAAUAGAUGCAGAUAUAUCUGCUGCACAGCCAACAGAAAGAACAUUAACACCAGGCAAGGAGGAUGAAACAAAUAAAACAUCAGAAAGUGGUACAGAUAAAAUCAUCACUCUAAAAGUGUAAGUUCAACUUUAUUUGUGCUGAAUUAUAUAUUUUGUUUGGUCUAUAGAAAUGGUAGUCAAGCCAUUUG